AUGCCGUCUCGACGGGAAAGCGAUUACGAGUCAGAUGGCGAUGAAGGUGACAAACGGGAAUCACAUACCUAUCCACCUCGACAAAGUAUGUCCAAGAAAAACCGUGAGUCAAAGCUUGAACGGGACGAACAAGAUUCAGGUAUAGAUAGCGAGAUCGAUCUGACAGAUAUCGAUGACCCUGUUAAUCCUGUGAUCAAGGAAAAGGAUCAAGGAGAAAAAGGUAAGAGAAGAAGGAUAAUGGAUUAUCAGACGUAUGAAGAGAAAUGUCGAUUGGUUCAUUCAAGUUAUCUAAAAAGAGAAUCCACAUGGUCUAAAACAAAUUGUCAUGGUAUAUUCAAUUGUUUUGGUAAAUUCAUUAUUUAUUGGAAGAAGUUUUGGAGUAGUAAAUGGUGGAAAUGGAUUAUUAGAAAUAUGCCUUAUUCACUUUCGAUUAUUAUGAUUAUUCUAGGUUUGAUCGUAUCUUUAUCGGGUCCAAUCAUCAAUGUUUUCAUGGUAGAAUUGGAUCAAGUGAAAUAUGGUUCGUUGGGAGGAUGUAAAGUUGAUGAAGAAGGAAAAACAAUUGAUCAAGGAUGCACGACUCAAAUUCUUUACGAUGGACCGCCGUCCGUCGGUUUGUGGUCGACUAAAACUCUAUCUAUAAUUCUACCUUGUUAUGGUAUCGUGGCGAUCCUUCAACUAUCUUUCCAAAUGUACACAUUCAUUUUCAUCAGACAUCGAUUCAUCAAGCACUGUUGUUCUGAUCCCGAAUCAUUAUCCCCGAAAAACGUUGAAAGAGAAUUGAAACAAAGAAGAUUAAGAUCUCUAAGAUAUUUCGAGAGAUCCAUGGAUAUUUCAGGAUCAGCGUAUCUGGUUUUAACGUUGAUCUUCACCGCUUGGGUCAGCCAAACUGGUAAUAAUAAUGCUGAUGGUAAAUCCGGAUGGGAUAUGGCAAUCUUCUUAGCUAUCUCUCCAUUCUUAUGGUUAUUCUCUCGACUCAGUUAUAGAUCCCGAUGGGCUUAUUUCGCCGAUUCGUUCAAGAGCCAAAAACAAAGUGACGAUAUGGGAUGGGAUGACCAAAAAGAUGGUCCGCCUGCAUACGAAGAUACGCGGUUGGUUUGCAGUAGGUAUGAAGAUGAGGGGGGACAAGGAGGACAAGUCCAAGGACCUGGUGCUAGAUCAAGGAGGUAG
This is a messenger RNA of Kwoniella shivajii, 1167 nucleotides long. RefSeq lists its product as uncharacterized. The transcript is spliced from 4 exons. NCBI's taxonomy places the organism in Eukaryota, Fungi, Basidiomycota, Tremellomycetes, Tremellales, Cryptococcaceae. Bases 1 to 1167 code for a protein of 388 amino acids. The record is from RefSeq and is a predicted model, not a curated record.